Molecule: messenger RNA, 2133 nt
Organism: Coniosporium apollinis CBS 100218
Lineage: Eukaryota; Fungi; Ascomycota; Dothideomycetes
Product: HAL protein kinase
Exons: 2
Coding region: 1-2133 (710 amino acids)
Biological process (GO): protein phosphorylation; intracellular monoatomic cation homeostasis; intracellular signal transduction
Molecular function (GO): ATP binding; protein serine/threonine kinase activity
Source: RefSeq, a predicted model, not a curated record
AUGGCCUCUGCACCGGCUCGGCACUCCUCCAUGUUGUCCGGAUUCUCGGAACACACUGUAGGCUCAAGGUUGGAGAAGGUUCAUUCGGACCCAACAGCGCAGCUACACAUCGGGAGCCCGCCUGACGCUCGAACGGCGAAUCUACAAUCCCCAAUACUAGAGGAGGAUGAGAGCCACGAGACGAGCAGCGAACCCAUGGAGCCAGUUACGCCGACGAACGAUACCGUUCCGCACUCGUUCCCGCAGCAGAAUGGCAAAGUGCAGAAUGUCCCCAUGGUUCAACCGAGCAGCGCCGCCAAGCCAAUCCCCACGCGAACACCUUCGAAACCUGCUCCAGCUCCACAACCAACCAAGACCGCGCAGCAUAGUCAGGCAGCAAGCAACGAUACGCCGAAGCCCGGCCUUGGCAAGCGUGUGGGCUCGUUCAUGAGUAAACAUCUGCAUCGGAACAAGAAGGAUGACGAUAGUGCGGCAAAUGCAUCUCCGCCCAAGGCUGCAGCCAACAACAGCAGCGUGACGAAGCCAGCGCAACUGCCGCAGCAACCGCAACCCACUCGAAGAUUUAGCUCCUUUCGGUUGUCCGCCAAGAAUUCUCCCGAGUCCUCGCAGUCAAACACCCCGCCUUCUCCGGGGUCUCCUGUGCAGACAAUGGACGACAAGCAACCCUUUAGCCGCCAAGACUUCGCGCAGCAGCCCUCUGCACCAGAGAUUCGUUUCGAUGUCAUGGAAGCACCACCGGGUCCACCGAAGACGCGGCUCACCUGGAAUGCCAAUGACACGGACAGUUUGGCUCCUCCAGCAGCACGUGGAGGAAGGCGACGCUCACUCAGUACUGAUAACCUACCGUCUAUGGUUAGAGUUCCGAAGGAUCCGAACGACCCAGACGUUGGUCUUCUAGAUGCGGUCUCAAGACCGGCUGUCCAAGGGGCAGGCUUGAAAGCCAGAAGACUGAGUUAUAGUCUGCCGGACGAAUUCACCGUGGACUACUGCGAGUUGUACGACGAGUUUGAGAAGUCGGGCAAGCUCGGUUUGAAGCGCGGAAGUCUGUGCGGCAAAGGUGCGACUGCGGAGGUCAGGUUGAUGAACCGCAAGGGGCAGCCUGAUGCACUAGUCGCAGUGAAAGAGUUCCGAGAGCGUGAUCCGAGCGAUGAGAAUGAGCGCGAAUACCUGCAGAAGAUUAAGUCGGAGUAUACCAUCGCUAAGAGCAUGAAUCAUCCGAACAUCGUCGAAACCUUUCGUCUUUGCACUCAUCGGGGCCGAUGGAACCACGUCAUGGAAUACUGCGGCAAAGGCGAGCUCUAUACGAUGGCAGAGGCAGGCCUCUUCAGAUCGCAUUUUUCUCUUGACGACCGCCUCUGCUUCUUCAAGCAAAUGCUUCGCGGGAUUGAGUAUAUGCAUACCCACGGCAUCGCCCACAGGGACAUUAAACUCGAAAACUUGCUCAUGAACUCCGAGGGUCACAUCAAGAUCUCCGAUUUUGGCGUUUCGGAAGUCUUUAGCGGAGAGCAUCCUGGUCUUCGCGCAGCUGGAGGCGAGUGUGGGAAGAACAUGGGCGAGAUCCGACGCUGUGCUCCUGGCAUAUGCGGCAGCCUUCCGUACAUCGCUCCGGAAGUGCUUCAGAAGAGUGGCGACUACGACCCCCGUCCGCUGGACGUCUGGUCCUGCGCCAUCGUCUUCCUCACCAUGACCUACAGCGGCUCCCCCUGGGAAGCCGCAGAUCCAAAGCACCAGCACUACGCGCGCUUCAAGAAGGGCUGGGACGAGUGGCUCCCGAAUCACCCAGACGGCAAGGUCAGAGACGAGAAAGACGGCAUGCCGAAAUGCGGCCCCGUUUUCAUGAAUCUGAACGUUCCGGGCCUCAAGCGCCUUAUGUUGAAGAUGCUGCACCCGGUCCCGGAAAUGCGCAUCUCGAUCACCGAGGCGCUUAACAGCGCGUACAUCAAGGGCGUCGAGUGUUGCACGCUGGAGAGUGCCGACGAGCCGAGCCGCGGCGUCGACGCCUCCGGCAAGUCGGGGAAGAUCCCGGCCGCGAAGCUGAAGGUGCAGAAGAAGCAUAAUCAUAUUCCGCCGGAGAAGAGCAAGGUGCCGAAUGCGUUCAAGUAUAGAUUCGAUAUGGGAGAUGGCUGGACUUGA